AUGACAUUCGACGCCCGGGGCAUCAUUGCUAUCGUAGAGAUCGUCAUUUAUGUCCCCAUCCUCCUCAUCGGCUUCGCGCUCACCCUCAAGCAUGGCUUCAGCAAGAAAGCCGGAUGGCUCAUGCUCAUCAUUCUCUCCAUCGCCCGUAUCAUCGGAGGCAUCACACAUGUUCUCUCUGAACAAAAUCCGUCAAACAUCACCGAGAAAACCAUCUACGGUAUCAUGGAGGCCGCUGGUCUCUCCCCCCUCCUCGUCGCAAGUCUAGGCUUCCUUGGAACCGUCACCCAGUACUCACUCGAACAAGAGCCGCUCGUCUUCCGCGGCCUCCGCCUCCUCGGCGUCCUCGGCACCGUCGCCCUCAUCCUCGCCAUCGUCGGCGGCACCUCCGCCGGGAACCCCUCCUCCGCCUCCGACCUCUCCUCCGGCACGAACCUCCGCCACGUCGGCACCAUCCUCUACGUCGUCGUCUACGCCGGCGUCGUCCUCCUCACCGCCUACUGCUUCGCCCACCGCGCGCGCAUCCUCCGCUACCGCCGGCAGCUCCUCGCGGGCGUCGCCGCCGCGCUCCCCUUCCUGUUCGUGCGCACGCUCUACGCCGUGCUCUCCGCGUACGCGCCCUCGCGCAUCCGCUUCGACGCCGCGGGCAACGAGGAGCUCGUUCGGCGCCGGCUCGGCGAGUGGGGGUUCUACCUCGUCAUGUCCGUCAUGAUGGAGUACGCCGCGGUGCUCAUCUUCGUCGUCGUCGGGCUCGCGACGCCGCUCAGCAAGGACGUCGGGCCGGACUAUGACGCGGCGGCGGCGAAGCGUUCCGGAUGGGCAAGUACGGGACCGGGUUCGCGCGGCCGGCGGCGUAGGCGUCGCGGUGGGGAGGUCGUUGACGUGGGUGCGGUGGAUGCCUCGGACGGUCCUUUUUAUACCUCUCGAGCAUACCAAUAUGAGUGA
Epithele typhae is the source of this 942-nucleotide messenger RNA. RefSeq lists its product as uncharacterized. Bases 1 to 942 code for a protein of 313 amino acids. The record is from RefSeq and is a predicted model, not a curated record. Lineage: Eukaryota; Fungi; Basidiomycota; Agaricomycetes; Polyporales; Epitheliaceae. The transcript has 5 exons.